Molecule: messenger RNA, 1831 nt
Organism: Theobroma umbraticum
Lineage: Eukaryota; Viridiplantae; Streptophyta; Magnoliopsida; Malvales; Malvaceae
Source: RefSeq, a predicted model, not a curated record
UGGAUAAAGAAAAGAUUCAGCAACAAUGGACGUUGUUGAAGGGGGGUUUAAGUAAUUAUCCCGGAAAGACUUUCCUGGGUUUUUCACUCACAUUCUCUACCCUCUUUCUCUCUGUCUCUCAUCAUCACAUCUUAGUUACCCAAUGGUACUUAACAAUUUUAAUCUUUCGUUACAUUUGUAAAUUAAGUAUAAAUUAGGGGAAAAAAAGGAAGAAGAAGAAGUAACAUUACCCAAAGUUUGGAUUUUGGGUUUGGGAUAGUUGGCAUGAAUUAUCAAGGCAAUCGGGAGGAGGAGGAGGUGGAAGCGGCGAAGAAGAGAUGCCGAGUGUUGAUAGAGAAAAUAGACUCUUUGGGCAUCACCAUCACCCAACCUUGCAAGCACACCCUCUCCAAGUUGGCCCAUUCCGAGCUCUCUUUUCUCUCUCGCUUUCCCAAUCCAACCUCUUCUCAACCUCUCAGUGUCAACAUUGGGCACCUGGAAGCCGUUGUCCACAUUCUUCAACAACCUUUCUUAACUGCAGUUUCCCGUGUUUGCAAGCCACUUCCACUUCCAUUUUCAAAUACCAAUAAAACCGAUUCUUCUUCUUCUUCCAAUCCCAUCCAUGUCCAUAUUGUAUGUACUCUCAAUAAGAACCCAGUUUGGAUUAUUGUUUCUGAUAGAAACCCAAACUACAUUUCUUGGUAUCCAAGUAAGAAAACCAAGGGUUUUAAGUCUAGAAUUCAAAAAGUCCUUGAUGCAGCACAGUCAACCAACACCUUAAGACCCUUCUCUAUUGUCCUCUUCUUUUCAAAUGGACUCACAAACUUUAUUCAUCAGAAGCUCAAGGAUGAAUUUGGGGCCUCCAAGCUAGCACUGGAGUUCUCUGACUCUGAUUUUGAUUUCUGUGAGGAAUUUGAAGGUGAAUGGAUUAAUGUAAUUCCGAGGUCGUAUAAAGAGACAUGUAUACUUGAAAUUAAGGUUGAUUGUGUUGUGGAUGAUGCGGCGAGUUCUGAACAUGGGACAAAAGAUCCGUUUGUGAAUGUUUUGCCUCCUGAGUGUCAAGGAAGCGAUGCGCAUCUAAACUUGGGCUUAGGCAAUUCUUUUUCUGCUCUUGUUUCACAAAUGAAAAAGGUGGGGUCCACUAAGGUGGAGGAGUUCCCUGGUGAGGAUGAUUUUGUAAACUUUGAUACAACAGCUUUGAUAGCCCUUGUAUCAGGAAUCAGCAAUGGUUGUGCAAAGGAACUUUUGAAAAAACCAGAGGUUGAACUGCGGCAUCGGUUCAAGGGAAAUUAUGAAUUUGUGAUUGCACAGGCAAUGUCUGAAAUUCAGAACCCAAUACAUGCAGACCUGAGUGUGGCUACAUCUGGAAAGAGAGGCAUCAUAUGUGAAAGUGUUCUUUCAGAGUUCAAGGAGUUAGUAUUGAUGUGUGGAGGAGGUAAUGAGAAGAGCAGAGCUGAUCAGCUACUGAAAUGCCUCCUGAUUGUGCGAGAUAGCCCUUCAGAACGACUUAUAGGCCUACCAACUACAAGAAAGCUGGCACUGAAAAACAAGAUUGUGUUUGGAACUGGUGAUUACUGGCAUGCUCCGACUUUGACUGCAAAUAUGGCAUUUGUGAGAGCAGUUGCACAGACUGGGAUGUCUUUGUUUACCAUUGAGCAUAGACCACAGGCAUUAACUGGUAACUAGCCAUGGUAACCAGUGAGACAUGCUAGGCAGAGGAAAUCCAUUUUUCGUUAAAGUGUUCUAGGGCUAUCUGUACAGUUGUCAGCUAUGUCUUGUAUAUGGUAGAGCAAACUCGCAUUUUCACUUACAGUAGGCUGUUUCAAUUAAUGAAAGUCAUAUUUGGAGAACA